GUAGAAUUCUUAACAUCUUCCUAAAGCGAAAGCUAAUGCCGUGUUGGGUUCGUGAUUCUCAAAUUCUUCAAGGUCAAAACAAUUUCCCAGAAUCACGAACCUAAACCCUUCACACAUCUUCGAUUUCUCUCUCACGCCCGUGAUCCUGUUAAAGCUUCGUCUUGUAAUCGUACACCCUCUUUCGCUUUCGAUUUUGGUGGAGGAUUAACGAUUUUGCUCAAGACUUGAUUAUAAUCGUAGAGUAUUAUUUGGACCUGUACAGAUAGUAGUUACUAUCCAUGGGUUGGCUUAGCAGAAUUUUUAAAGGCUCCAACCAUGAAGUUUCAGAAGGGGAAUAUAACUGGAGAUAUGAAGAGAAUACAACAUCAGCAGGAAAUUACCCUUCUACAUCUUGGCAGGAUCCAGAGUCUGAGAUAGAAGAUAUUGAUCGUGCAAUUGCAAUAUCACUUGCAGAAGAAGAAGGGAGAGGGAAACAUGAUGUAAUUAGUGAUGAUUCUCAACUGAAAGAAGAUGAACAACUUGCAAGGGCAUUACAGGAAAGUCUUAAAGUUGAGUCACCACCCAGAAAUAGACAUGUAAAUGGAAAUGGAAAUAUUUAUCAACCUAUACCAUUCCCAUAUUCCACAGGAUUUAGGAUAUGUGCUGGUUGUAAUUACGAAAUUGGCCAUGGAAGAUUUUUAAGUUGCAUGGGUGCAGUUUGGCAUCCAGAGUGUUUUAGAUGCCAUGCAUGUAACCAACCAAUUGCUGAUUAUGAGUUUUCAAUGUCAGGAAAUUAUCCUUAUCACAAAUCUUGCUACAAGGAGCACUAUCAUCCAAAAUGUGAUGUUUGCCAACACUUUAUUCCAACAAAUGCUGCUGGACUUAUCGAGUAUAGGGCCCAUCCAUUUUGGGCCCAAAAGUAUUGCCCAUUUCAUGAGCAUGAUGGAACUCCUAGAUGUUGUAGUUGUGAGCGAAUGGAGCCACGUGAAACAAGCUAUGCUGCUCUUAAUGAUGGGAGGAAACUAUGCCUUGAGUGUCUUGACUCUUCAGUGAUGGAUACAAGUGAAUGUCAACCACUUUAUCUUGAUAUUCAAUUGUUUUAUGAAAGUAUAAAUAUGAAAGUGGAACAAAAAAAUUCCUUUACUUUUGGUUGA
This is a messenger RNA of Lactuca virosa, 1133 nucleotides long. The record is from the annotation of a GenBank genome assembly. NCBI's taxonomy places the organism in Eukaryota, Viridiplantae, Streptophyta, Magnoliopsida, Asterales, Asteraceae.